Molecule: messenger RNA, 1473 nt
Organism: Xylona heveae TC161
Lineage: Eukaryota; Fungi; Ascomycota; Xylonomycetes; Xylonales; Xylonaceae
Exons: 2
Coding region: 1-1473 (490 amino acids)
Biological process (GO): positive regulation of mitochondrial translation
Source: RefSeq, a predicted model, not a curated record
AUGACAUUGCUCCAUAGAGCUUUGGGCGAAAUCAUCCCAAGACCAGGCGCAAUCCUGCCGCGACGAUGCUUCAGUUCGGCCUCUCAGACAAGCUUACCCAACGCUGUGCUCCAGUCGAGCCUGUUGCGUCCACGAUGUUUACACGCCUCAAGUCAGCUUUGUCUACCGCGUAGAAGAGGCUUCUUCUCCUCGAAUGCAUUGCUGGCGCAACCAGAGCGAUCUUCCGCGCAGCCAGUUCAAAAGGUUGACUCGUUGGAUAGCACCACGGCUCAACGUCGAAAGACGGCUCGAAUCCCUGGUGGGAAACUCUCUUCCCUUCGCAGAGUCGCAGUAGAAGCACAAAGGUCACGAGAGGGUGUCUUAGCAAGGGGUGCUCCCGGAGUCGAGCAAUAUUCCCGGAAAAAGAGGGUCACGGCAUACUGUGCUGCUGAACAAUUCCAUUUGCCUACAGUGGUGCGAAUCCUCAAAGCAGAAGGCUACGAAUGCGAUCCCUGUGGCACCCGGCUCUAUCCACAAGUUGCGCAUAUACAGAUUCCCGUUGAUUCGUCGAUAAGCUCACCACUGAAUGACAAUAUUGCAGUAUCAGAGCAAGAAGGUGAUCCAGGCGAUGUAUUCGUCUUCCCAUCGGGUACAGUGGUGGCCUGGGCAGUUCCGGAAGCUGUCGUGUCUUUUCUCCUGACAAAGACUCUCCUCCCUGCGGCGGAAAAUCCUCAUAUGGAUGAAAUGGAAACUGAAGAUCUUGAGUACAUUGAAGAUCACACAAGAGUUAACAGCAAUAUCAAAGGCGACACAAUCUUUCUGGGGACCAAACCACAUAGCUUACCGGCCCCAGACGAGAUACUCUACGAUGCUGAUGAUAUGGAACAAAAGGCUGCAGCAAGUUUAGAAACUGCCCUAGCUGAACAGGAGGAAGUCCUGCAGCAGCGGCAGCGGGUGGACACGACCCUUGCAAAGAUCGCAUUUUCCUCGGGAUUGGCUCGGUCAACCAAGCUGGCCGUACUGGAGACGUCACUCAGCAAUUACUUCGAUUCAACCCGGCUGAUCCCGACGAUGCUCUCUCGGGGAUCACGCUUGCCCUUCACACGGUCGUUCAUCCUGCGCAAGACUGGCCAGCUACUCAACGUGCGGGCACAGCUGAACCUCUAUUCGGAGCUGACAGACUCUCUGCCGGAUCUCUUUUGGGACAGUCGGCACGAACUUGGGCUCGAGGGAUACUACGAUCAGGUUGGACGAGCGCUGGAUGUCGGUGUACGCAUCAAGUUGCUCAAUGAAAAGAUGGAUUAUGCGCAGGAGAUUGCCUCGGUAUUGCGCGAACGGCUGAGCGAACGGCACGGGCUAGUGCUCGAGUGGAUGAUCAUUAUUUUGAUCACUGUGGAGGUAGGUUUUGAGAUCUUGCGGCUUUACAAGGAAAGGUUGGAGAGACUGGAACGUGAGCGGGAAAAUGCGCUGGCAGUAGUCAGCGCAGCUACAUAA